Molecule: messenger RNA, 1983 nt
Organism: Penicillium arizonense
Lineage: Eukaryota; Fungi; Ascomycota; Eurotiomycetes; Eurotiales; Aspergillaceae
Exons: 4
Coding region: 1-1983 (660 amino acids)
Source: RefSeq, a predicted model, not a curated record
AUGGCCUACGAUGGGUACUAUUCCAACCCUUACCAAACGGGCUCCAUGAACCCUCCAAACGACGGCUACUCGCCGAAUCCUCCAUACCCAACUCAAUACGAGGAGCGCAUCAACAUGCCGCAGCCGCAGAUGCCGACCGGCCCGCCAGCCCCAAACCCAGAGCUAUACCCCGAACCGCGAUACCCAGGACAGCACCAGAACCACAACCCAGGUGCCAUCAACGACGCCGUAAACUCCGCCGUCCACAACAGCGGCUCUACAGGCUAUCUAUCGCCAGAGGUGCUGUCACAGAUCACAGCGACGGUCAUCCAGCAACUCAAAUCAACCGGCCUGGACAACCUACAAGGAUCACCUUCAGUCCCGGGUCCACCCCCGCUCCGCUCGCAAUCGCAACAACCAGCCUGGCAAACAGAGCCAUCGGUGCGCCCGCAUGCUGAGUCCCCUCCUACCAUGGCUGCACGGAGCAACUCUAUCCCCCCAUCUGUCCCUGUCUCGGGUGAUAGCAAGGAACCUUUCCAGCCAUACGUUGAGCCAUACGUUGAGUCUGAGUAUGGUGAUAGUCGUCCCAGUCCGAAACCGUCUCCCGAUCCGGUCUUUGAAAAGCGAGGCUCCAUGUCGAGCCAGGGGAGUGCGCCCAGUAAUCCCAAAAUGGAGGCUAGACCAAAGCCGCCAGAUCGCGAUGCUACUGUUACGGAGAUGACAACUCUUGAGCGGAUUUGGGGGAAGUUGUUUGAGGAUGGGAAGCCUACGAACAGGCUUGGUCAGUUCUUGCGUGGUAUUGCGCUUCAUUUGAUUGAGGAUUAUCCUCCUGGAAAUACUAUCGUCAUUGUUCCUCACAAACUUCAGAAGUUUUACAAGGAUACUCAUGUUUCGUCGGAUUCUUACCCAUGGCAUGAUAUCUUCGAUGAUCGCACAUCGUCAAUCUCACGCCUAUUCCGCGAUGUCGAGGCCGAGCAUCAUCUUGUACAAGACAAGCUUGGAGAACGCCCUGACAUUCCAGGCCUGACACCAAAAGGCUUCGAGAGAUGGGCUACUCUAAUGAUCCUCGCCCACCCCGAGCGGGAAUACGAGCGACUCCAAAAAGCAGUUCUCAACAUGCCAAUCAGCAACCCCGACGACAAGAAAGAGCGCUUCCCCAAGGAAAUCCCGCGCCGCCUCUUCCCAGAUAUCGGUGAUCUCAAGAUCAGAGAAGAAAUAGAAAAUCAAAUGAUGAAGCAAUGCGGCGUCGACCUCCCCGAAAUCACUGACGAGGAACGCGACGAAGCCACCCGCUCAAGAAGAUCCCCCACGUCAACCACAUCUUCCACAGAGCGAACUCAUUCAUACGAACGAGGCCGACCACCACCUGCGAAAUCAUCCCCGCCCGCAGCAAAACCGAGGGUAAGAACAGCCUCCACCUCCCCGGUCAUGAUCGACGACGGAGACGAAACAAUCCCCUCCGCCCCAAUCGAGCGCGAACGCAAACCCUACAGAGCAACCCCAGGAGGCGGCAAAGUCUACGAAGGCCCCAGCUCAGGUUCAGGCUCAGGUUCAGGCUCAGGCUCAGGCUCCCAAGCCCCAAGCCACAACCACAGCGGCUCCUUCUCCACGCCAAGACAAUCAGACGCAAACAUAAAAUCCCACCCACCACCGCCAUCCAGAACGACAAUGCCAGACGCCUACGACCGAGACUCGCUCUAUGCCCGCACGGGCUCAGGCUCAGGCCCAGGUACAACACCCGGCCGACGCUUCUCCCGUAGCUCGCGCAGCUCAUCUCGAAGUGUGAACCAGCGCACUGGCGAUUACAGACACUCGGAGAGUGACCUGUUAGGCCGGGACCGUGAGCGCGAGCAUUUGCCACGGUAUGGGGGCGUUUCGGCGCAGGAUUUGCAGUACAUGGAAUCUCCUACUUCUGCUUCGCCAGAAGUUGAUGAGCCCAGGCGGUUCUAUCAUCAUCGCGGAAGUAGUGCUCGUCCCGAUGAAGAUUAUUAUCGUGGGGUAUGA